Cynocephalus volans (Philippine flying lemur) is the source of this 1356-nucleotide messenger RNA. RefSeq names its product terminal nucleotidyltransferase 5A (gene TENT5A). The transcript is spliced from 3 exons. Gene Ontology annotation, biological process: mRNA stabilization. Bases 1 to 1356 code for a protein of 451 amino acids. The record is from RefSeq and is a predicted model, not a curated record. Lineage: Eukaryota; Metazoa; Chordata; Mammalia; Dermoptera; Cynocephalidae. Gene Ontology annotation, molecular function: poly(A) RNA polymerase activity; RNA binding.
AUGCAUCAGAGACACUUUUGGAUUGACCAGGGCCAAGUGGCGCUCGGAGGGCACUACAUGGCGGAAGGCGAAGGGUACUUUGCCAUGGCCGAGGACGAGCUGGCCGGCGGCCCCUACAUCCCCCUGGGCGGCGACUUUAGCGGCGGGGAUUUCGGCGGCGGCGGCAGCUUCGGCGGGCACUGCUUGGAGUAUUGCGAAAGCCCUACGGCUCACUGCAACGUGCUGAACUGGGAGCAAGUGCAGCGCUUGGACGGCAUCCUGAGCGAGACCAUCCCGAUCCACGGACGCGGCAACUUCCCCACGCUCGAGCUGCAGCCGAGCCUGAUCGUGAAGGUGGUGCGGCGGCGCCUGGCCGAGAAACGCAUCGGCGUCCGCGACGUGCGCCUCAAUGGCUCGGCUGCCAGCCACGUCCUGCACCAGGACAGCGGCCUGGGCUACAAGGACCUAGACCUCAUCUUCUGCGCUGACCUGCGCGGGGAAGAGGAGUUUCAGACUGUGAAGGACGUCGUGCUGGACUGCCUGUUGGACUUCUUACCCGAAGGGGUGAACAAAGAGAAGAUCACACCACUCACGCUCAAGGAAGCUUAUGUGCAGAAAAUGGUUAAAGUGUGCAAUGACUCCGACCGAUGGAGUCUUAUAUCCCUGUCAAACAACAGUGGCAAAAAUGUGGAACUGAAAUUUGUGGAUUCCCUUCGGCGGCAGUUUGAAUUCAGUGUAGAUUCUUUUCAAAUCAAAUUAGACUCUCUUCUUCUUUUUUACGAAUGUUCUGAGAACCCAAUGACUGAAACAUUUCACCCCACAAUAAUUGGUGAGAGCGUCUAUGGCGAUUUCCAUGAAGCCUUUGAUCACCUUUGUAACAAGAUCAUUGCCACCAGGAACCCCGAGGAGAUCAGAGGGGGAGGCCUGCUUAAGUACUGCAACCUCUUAGUGAGGGGCUUUAGGCCCGCCUCUGAUGAGAUCAAGACCCUUCAGAGGUAUAUGUGUUCCAGGUUUUUCAUCGACUUCUCAGACAUUGGAGAGCAGCAGAGAAAACUGGAGUCCUAUUUACAGAACCACUUCGUGGGACUGGAAGACCGCAAGUAUGACUAUCUCAUGACCCUACAUGGCGUGGUGAACGAGAGUACAGUGUGCUUGAUGGGACAUGAAAGAAGACAGACUUUAAACCUUAUCACCAUGCUGGCUAUCCGGGUGCUAGCUGACCAAAAUGUCAUUCCUAACGUGGCUAAUGUCACUUGCUAUUACCAGCCGGCCCCCUAUGUAGCAGAUGCCAACUUUAGCAAUUACUACAUUGCACAGGUUCAGCCAGUAUUCACAUGCCAACAACAGACCUACUCCACUUGGCUACCCUGCAAUUAA